AUGUUUCUUAGCCGGUUAGCUACUCUCCUUAGCCUGCUUAGUGGGGUCCCACUGCUCACAGGCUCAGGGAUGCCUGGACCCCAUCCCUGGGCUGCAGCCAAUCGGACCUGGGCUCUGGAACCCCUGGUGACAGCUCCUUCCCUUAGUAGCUGGAAGACCUUCUUGGGCCUGCAGAAAACCAGGCGGCAGCAGAUAGGUAGCCUGAAACCUAGGCAGAAAGUGGCCACUGCCAUGUCUCUGCCACUGGAUCCACAGGAAUUGACCCAGGAGAUGUGUAAGGCUGUGCCCUUCAUUCAGGUUGUUUCCCGACCUGGCUGCACAGCCACCCACCUCCGCAAUCACCUCUGCUUUGGCCGCUGCUCCUCCCUCUACAUCCCCAGUUCAGAUGCCACCCCGAUAGUCCUUUGCAACAGCUGUGUGCCCUCUCAAAAGCGCUGGGCAUCCAUGGCCCUGUGGUGUCAUGCUGGCAGCCCAGCCACCCGUUGGCGGGUGAAGAUAUCCACCAUGCUGAUUGAAGGGUGUCGGUGCAGUCCAAAGGUGUGA
Molecule: messenger RNA, 543 nt
Organism: Otolemur garnettii (small-eared galago)
Lineage: Eukaryota; Metazoa; Chordata; Mammalia; Primates; Galagidae
Gene: DAND5
Product: DAN domain BMP antagonist family member 5
Exons: 2
Coding region: 1-543 (180 amino acids)
Biological process (GO): determination of heart left/right asymmetry; signal transduction involved in regulation of gene expression
Molecular function (GO): morphogen activity
Source: RefSeq, a predicted model, not a curated record